Messenger RNA from Micropterus salmoides (largemouth bass), 1999 nucleotides. RefSeq names its product sin3 histone deacetylase corepressor complex component SDS3. Gene Ontology annotation, biological process: negative regulation of transcription by RNA polymerase II. The record is from RefSeq and is a predicted model, not a curated record. Lineage: Eukaryota; Metazoa; Chordata; Actinopteri; Centrarchiformes; Centrarchidae. Gene Ontology annotation, cellular component: Sin3-type complex. The transcript is spliced from 12 exons. Gene Ontology annotation, molecular function: histone deacetylase binding. The coding region runs from base 297 to 1157 and encodes 286 amino acids.
GGCCAGACUGGCUCUACGUUAUUGUGCAGUACAUCGUUGCUAGCGAAACGCGACUGUAAAUUAAGCUAACUGUAGACAUGGUUCAGCCCACCUGGACUAAAACAGUUCUAACAAAUUAUAUUCCCACAUAGCGUCAAUUAGCCAACAACUGCGUAACGUUAGCUCCGAGCAGUGACAGGUCGGCAGGCAGGCGAAACUCUGCGUACUGUGUCCACUGCACUGCCCCUUUCACACUGUUCAGUGAGACAGGACGGAUUGCAGUGAAAGAGAAGGAAAGACAAGAGGAAAGCAAGGCGAUGACAGCACUACAAGACACGGAAGAUGCCAGUGAAACAGACCUGGCCAAGCAUGACGAGGAUGACUAUGUUGAAAUCAAAGAGCAAAUGUACCAAGACAAACUGGCCUCCCUGAAAAGACAGUUGCAGCAAUUACAAGAAGGUACACUGCAGGAGUAUCAGAAGAGGAUGAAGAAGCUGGACCAGCAGUACAAAGAGAGACUCCGAAAUGCAGAUCUGUUUCUCUCUCUGGAGACAGAGCAGGUGGAGAGGAACUACAUCAAGGAGAAGAAGGCAGCGGUGAAGGAGUUUGAUGAUAAAAAGGUUGAACUGAAGGAAAACCUAAUUGCAGAGCUGGAGGAGAAGAAGAAGAUGAUCGAGAACGAAAAAUUAACAAUGGAGCUGACAGGCGACUCAAUGGAGGUAAAACCUAUCAUGACUCGAAAGCUGAGGAGACGGCCCAACGACCCAGUCCCAAUACCCGACAAACGGAGAAAACCUGCACCAGCUCAGCUAAAUUAUUUGUUAACGGAUGAACAGAUAAUGGAAGAUCUAAGAACACUUAAUAAGCUUAAGUCACCAAAACGGCCAGUGUCUCCCUCGACUCCAGAGCACGUUCCCUCGGCUCCCAUGGAGAACCCUUCGCAGCGUUACGAGGCGCGCAUCGAGGAGGGGAAACUUUACUAUGACAAAAGAUGGUACCACAAGAGCCAGGCCAUCUACCUGGAGUCAAAGGACAACACAAAGAUUAGCUGUGUCAUCAGCUCAGUGGGGACCAAUGAGAUUUGGGUGAGGAAGACGAGCGACAGUACAAAGAUGAGGAUUUACCUGGGACAGCUGCAGAGGGGAGCGUUUGUCAUACGCCGACGGUCGGCUGCGUGAAACACCUCUGCACCCAGCCCCCAUCUGGUCAUUUAUCCAUCCAUCCAUCCACUCGCUUGUUCAUCCACUGUUUCCCUAUGUGGUGCAUCUCAGUUGAGUUUGACAUGUGCCCUUUUACUCAUCAUAUGAACUACCCCCCACUACUCAAGCAAACACACAUUCAGUCUUCCCAGGCCUAGACUGUCUAAUCAGAUUUGACCUGUUUUUCUGACAUUAGCCAAAUGCUAGUACAGAAAAAGUGGUCAUAUACACAGCUGACAGUUUUGCAACAUUAUUUGUCACUGUGUGGCAUGUGUGUGAAGGCGGUUGUGGUCAUAAAGAAGCUUACUUUGAUUUUUGUCUCGUGCUGUCAACAGAAAUUUUUUCUACACCGUGUAGUCUUUAUUUACAUUUACCACUUAAGUUAUUUUCUUACACAGCUUCAUGUUGACCCACAGAAACGUCUUCAAGCCUUUCAAACUGUCUCACUGGCGAUGAGUAACAAAGCAAGCACUGAAAAACAGCAGAGGAACUACUUCAGGUUUGGAUGACAUGAAUCUCUUGACUGAAGAAGUUACAGAAGUUUCCUUAAACCAGGAGUUGUGCCAUUUUCAAACCAAUAUGCCCUUUGCACUGUCUUCAAGAAUUGGAGGCUGCUUGUUAUGCUGAUUUUUGUCCUAAUAUGUUUAAAAAGUCCUUUUUUCUCUUUUGGGGGAAAAAAAUGUAUUUUGAGGUAGUUGUUUUAUGUGAUCCAUAUGUGAACAAUCUGGAUUAGUUCAACUGUAUUUGCAUGUGGAGCAUUAAGUUGACUGUUGAUUUGUACUGUGUUCCAUUUUAUUAAAAUGUUUUCUGCAUUUUAAUAA